This is a messenger RNA of Mya arenaria, 1815 nucleotides long. RefSeq names its product organic cation transporter protein-like. The record is from RefSeq and is a predicted model, not a curated record. The transcript is spliced from 11 exons. Gene Ontology annotation, biological process: transmembrane transport. NCBI's taxonomy places the organism in Eukaryota, Metazoa, Mollusca, Bivalvia, Myida, Myidae. Gene Ontology annotation, molecular function: transmembrane transporter activity. Gene Ontology annotation, cellular component: membrane. The coding region runs from base 73 to 1728 and encodes 551 amino acids.
CUUAAUUCGCGUAAUGCAGAAAACAACUGAAACGUUUAACGUUCUGCAUUCAGUCAACGUUAGGUUUCGGAGAUGCAUUUUGACCUGGUCUAUGAGGAGAUUGGGGAGUUCGGUCCCUUUCAGAAGUAUAUCGUGCUGGUCGGGCCCCUAACAAGUUUCUACGCGGGGCUGUUGUUUGUGAGCACCUUCUUCACCCUAGCUAUUCCGGACCACAGAUGUGCACUCCCAGGCUGGGCGAACGACACCUACUCAAUUCAAAGUCUUGCUCACUUCGAAGCAGUCAACUCAAGCAUCCCGCCCGCCGAUGCCGACGAGAAAUACAUCUAUGAUCAGUGUAAUCUGCGAUACACUGAUGCCGAUGGGAACAAACGUCUUCGACCAUGCCAUGCAUGGGUCUACGAUAAGUCCAUUUUCCAGUCAACAUUAGCCGCCGAUUUGAACAUGGUAUGCGAUCAAUCUCUGAUGAAGUCCAACGCCCAGAUGACGUUUUUCGGCGGUUUACUGGUCGGUUCUCUUAUGACUGGGGUCGCCUCCGACAGGUACGGCCGGAAGAGAACCCUGGUCAUCUCGUCCAUCUUCUACUUUGUGGCCGCACUCAGUAUAGCUUGGACGCCAGGAUUCAUCGUCUACCUGAUUCAGACGUUCUGUGUAGGAUUUUUCUCUGUCGGCAACUUCAUGCCCGUAUACGUUCUUUGUAUGGAGUUUGUUGGUCCGAGCUAUCGGCGUAUCGCGGGCUUGAUUGGGGGGUUUCAUUGGCUUUUCGGGAACCUCGCUCUGGGGGCGCUGGGUUAUGGUAUCCGCGACUGGGUCACACUGCAGAUUGUCACUGCCUCGCCGGGGAUUCUUUUCCAACUCUGGUGGUGGUUCUUCCCCGAGUCGCCCCGUUGGCUGUUCAUGCAGGGCCGAUUGGCAGAGUCCGAGGCCAUUAUACGUAAAGCGGCCCGCUGGAACAAGACGUCACUUCCGGAUGGCUUCUUUCUGAAGGUGUUCCAGACGACGCCGGAACCUAAUCAGGCACAGAUCUGGCACCUAUUUCGGAACAGGACGCUUGGCCUGAGGACGCUUAUCGUCUUUUUUAACUGGUUUGCCGUGUGCCUAGCAUACUAUGGGCUGACGUUGAACAGCGGCGACCUUGGAGGAGACCUGUAUGUAAACUUCUUCCUCACAACGCUCAUGGACCUUCCGGCAUCCCUUGCCUGCAUCUUGCUUCUCGAACGAACCGGCCGGAAGCCGCUCCUUGUCGGCGGUAUGAUCACUGGCGGCGUCGGCUGUCUGUCGACUGUGUUUACUAUAAUCUAUGGCGGCAAAGACCCCGAAUACGAGACAGCGACCCGCAUACUGGCGCUGAUUGGAAAGUUCGGAGCGUCAGUGGGGUUCACUAUGGCGUAUAUGUAUUCCGGAGAGUUUUUCCCGACAGUGGUCCGCAAUGCCGGCAUGGGAUCAUCCUCCUGUAUGGCUCGCGUCGGCGGCAUAUUAGCGCCGUACAUCGCGGAUCUGGAUCGGUUGGUGGGCGGAAGUUUCGGACAUGCACUUCCGCAGAUAGUGUUUGGUGCCCUGUCCCUGACGGCCGGUAUUCUGGCGUUGUAUCUACCGGAAACACGCGGCCGUAAGCUCCCGGAAACCAUCGAGCAGGGGAUAAAGUUUGGAAGUGAGGAAAUAGAAUACAGCCCAAAAGAAGCCAUUGUAAAUCAGGCGUUUGACGGACAAGAAGAAAACACAAAAUUGUGAUCGUUGUUUAUAAAGAAUGGAAUAGUUAUGUUUGUCUGGCUGAAAUGUUUCUCAUUUAUUUCCAUGUGACAAAAUGACCUUUGUUUA